AUGACCUCAAAUUUCUACACCAACCCCGAAUACCAAAAUAAAAAAGCGCCGGCACAUCGUCGCACAGGCUGCAUCACAUGCGAUGAAGGCUAUAUGAAUUAUAUCCCUCCCGCCCGCGAUCCUCAUCUCCUCCGCCAGGAAUUCCGUCGUCGUCCUUUGAAUGCUCCGAAAUUAGCACCGUUACAUAUACCCGGCUCACUGAAUCAUAACGAUAUCGCAUCGCUGCGUCCGCAGGUUCAGCCGGGACAAGAAGAAUACGCUUUUUUGACGGAUUGGCAACAGAAAGAAUUGGCCAAGGCCAGGGGGAAAGAGGGCGGGUUUAGUGUGCCUGAAGAGGAUAGGUGGUGGGAGGAAAUCUUCUCGAAGAAAGUUCUCUGUAGGGGGUUGAUUAUUUUUGGGUUGAUUUAUACUUUGGGUGCGAGUGGUUCGAGAACUGCUUAG
This is a messenger RNA of Botrytis byssoidea, 441 nucleotides long. RefSeq lists its product as uncharacterized. NCBI's taxonomy places the organism in Eukaryota, Fungi, Ascomycota, Leotiomycetes, Helotiales, Sclerotiniaceae. The transcript has a single exon. The record is from RefSeq and is a predicted model, not a curated record. Bases 1 to 441 code for a protein of 146 amino acids.